AUGGAUAACACGGAUAAUAGCAAUAAUACUUCGGCCAAUCAAACGGCAAACUCCGGUGGCGAUACACCUUCGUCAAUAAACCAACAGAACAUAACGCCAUCAGGUGAACAACAACCAACAAGAAAUGGUAAUAAUGAUACUGGUAAUGGUGCCCUUCGAGGUUAUUCCAGAGCUCGGGAAAUGUAUCAUGAUUGGAUCUCCAGUAACCGUGAGGCUGUAGGUCCAAGUAGUAUUGUGGUUAAUGAAGAUCAUAGCGGAGAUAGUUAUAAUAUUUUGAGUCGGAUAUUGGGCGGAUUGAAUGAUAACCUUAAUAAUAGUAAUACCAAUAAUAAUAAUAAUAAUAAUGAAGCUCAGUCGGUACCUGAUAGUGCUGAUGAUUCGAAUCUGACAUCUCCUGCGCUGACUUUAUUAGGAACAGAACAAGCAUCCAGACCAGGGAAUGCGACUGAACGAGAUUCUGCCUCUGGGACCACCACUGGAUCUUCUGUCCCUGAUUCUGCUACUGAUUCUGCUCCAGCUAGUGGUAACACAGGUGAUAGUAACAGUGACCCUUCAUCAUCAUUUUCUCCUUCAACUGGGGCUGCUGUUGAGGGCUCCUCGACUUCCUCGUCAUCAACUUCCAACCCUACUGAUGCUACUGCUAUGGAUAAUGAGAAUGAUGGACAAAUUAUCAUCACUGUCAACUAUGCAUUUUCAGAUGAAAACAACCCUGCUAACCCUAACAGAACGGGAUCUUUGGUCAUGACUAUCCCUAAUGUUGCAUCAAAUAGAACUCCUGGAGUUAUUGACGAAUUAAUAUUAUUAGCAACCCAGUUGGCAUAUUCAUCUAUUGUUGAUGGUAUGAAAGUCCAUAAAGGGAUUACAGUGGAGAAGUUCAAUUCCUUUGCCGUUCGGGAUUCUGGCACAUUGCUUGACAAAAACUGUUCUAUUUGUUUUGAAGAGUUCCAAGGUUUGAGUCUUAAUGAUAAUAUCAAAAAGAGAUCUCGUGAAGACUUAUUAGACACUGUCAAGAGAAGGAAACAAGAUUCACCAGCACCCACAGAAACUCCUUCCAAUGACGUUACAUCUUCAUCAACUUCUGCAUCAACUUCAACUUCAACUUCAACUUCUGCAUCUACAUCGUCCUCUUCAAGCUCAAGAGGUAAUAAUAAUAAUCAGCAGCCUCAAUAUCUUGCUGAAGUGACGACUAAUUUCCUUCAUGUCCCCAUAGAGAUACCAUGUGGACAUGUUUUUGGAAAAUCGUGUUUAUGUGAAUGGUUUAAAGAACAUUCAUCUUGUCCCUUGUGUCGUUCCUCAGUGACUGCAACGGAUAAGAUGGAUCCUAGUAAUAAUAAUGAACUGGACACCACUGGGAAUAAUACCCAAGAGAAUCCAGAUAAUCAAACAGGUGCCAACAUCCAAGAUGAAUCAAAUUCUACCACUACAGCCACUAAUGAUUCUUCUACAAAUACUACUGUUGCUCCUGCUAAUGAUCGACCACGAAUGCAAACGUUUACUAUUUUUAGUACAAGCACUCCUACAUCAAUAUUUCCUCGGUUCCCCAGAAGACCGAACCAAUUUGGAGCUGCUCCGAAUCCUAGAGAGGUGGUGAUUCCAAAUAGUACUUCUACUACCACUACUCCACGAGAAAGGGGCAAUGAUACUGAAAGUUUUAUAUCAAGUUUAUUGUCACUUUUCAGAAGACCACAAACAGCAAGCCCUGAGCCUCUUUUCCCCACGACCAUUGGAAGUAGAAGAACAGCAAAUGGAAUAGAGACAACGCAUGAUGAAGGAGUUCAUGAGCUUACUAAUUUAAGAAGUUUGAUUAAUGGAGAAACAAGUCAAACUAACGAUACCCCAAAUGAUGGUGAUGAUAACAACGAAACCAAUAACCAAGAAAAUGCUGAUCAUAACGAAGCCAAUAACAAUGAUGAAACCACGGACACGGCAUGA
Molecule: messenger RNA, 1932 nt
Organism: Lizanozyma spartinae
Lineage: Eukaryota; Fungi; Ascomycota; Pichiomycetes; Serinales; Debaryomycetaceae
Gene: SAN1
Product: Ubiquitin-protein ligase
Exons: 1
Coding region: 1-1932 (643 amino acids)
Biological process (GO): protein ubiquitination
Cellular component (GO): cytoplasm
Molecular function (GO): ubiquitin protein ligase activity
Source: RefSeq, a predicted model, not a curated record